Molecule: messenger RNA, 759 nt
Organism: Pediculus humanus corporis (human body louse)
Lineage: Eukaryota; Metazoa; Arthropoda; Insecta; Psocodea; Pediculidae
Product: Cold-inducible RNA-binding protein, putative
Exons: 6
Coding region: 1-759 (252 amino acids)
Molecular function (GO): RNA binding
Source: RefSeq, a predicted model, not a curated record
AUGGCUGGCCGUAGUAGUUAUGAGAAUCGUGACUCGAGAGAUUAUGGAGGCGCUAGAAGAAGACCCCUUCCAGAAGAACCUCCUUUCACAGCGUUUGUGGGAAAUUUACCCAAAAUAAUCGUUCAAGGAGACGUUAAUCAGAUAUUUUCUGACUUAAAAGUUAGAAACGUUCGCCUUGUACGUGAUAAAGAAACUGAUGAAUUCAAGGGAUUUUGUUAUAAUAUAAUUCUAGGUAUUGAUGUUGCAGAUGGGAAAAAAGAAAGAGGUAACUACCAAAGAAAUCGUGGUGGUGGUGGCGGCGGCGGUGGCGGUGGCGGCGGAGGAGGAGGUGGGGGAAGGCAAGGACAAUUUAGAGGUGGUAGACAGGAUCAUCGCGGCUUUGAGGAUUUUUCUAGCGGAGGAAGCGGUUACGGACAUCGGCAGCAAGGUCACAGAGGGCAAGGAUUUCAAGACAGAACAAACAGAGGUAGUUACGGACAAUUUGACGAAGGUCCGCAAAGUCAAUGGGGCGGAAAUAGACACGGAAGUGUCGGUAGAGAAGAAGGUUUAGGACGGCCGAGACAAGAUAGGAGAACUUUCAAUGAUGAACUUCCUAGCAACCCACCUCCCGAAACAUCAGGACGACCAAGACUUCAAUUACAGCCGCGUACAAUAAACGAUCCGUUGAAUCAAGUCGCAGAGACGAGUCAAUCAGUAUCGAUAUUUGGGGGGGCGCGACCUCGCGAAGAGAAAAACAAAUCAGAGCUUGCUAAAGAUUAA